Molecule: messenger RNA, 252 nt
Organism: Saprolegnia diclina VS20
Lineage: Eukaryota; Oomycota; Saprolegniomycetes; Saprolegniales; Saprolegniaceae
Exons: 1
Coding region: 1-252 (83 amino acids)
Cellular component (GO): membrane
Source: RefSeq, a predicted model, not a curated record
AUGAAGACCGUGCCGCAAAAGAUGUCGCUAGCCAACGCCAUGGCCGUACUGGUGCAGUAUAGUCUCUACACGGCAGCGGUCACGCCCGUCUUGCGCGCGGUAUUUGGCACGUCCCGCGUUCUCUCGGUCGCGAACGACUCGGAAGUGAGUCUCAUGGUCGGCCCGCACCUCCAUCCAGACGAUUCCCAACAUGAAGGAGCGCGUCACUGUCGGCAUUCGUGUGCACCGACGUCGUCGGCGACGACGUCCUAA